CACCCCCUGCCCACAGCUGGGCCGUGGCUCCUGCUGCCCUCCCAUGGCAACAGAACAGACCAUGACGGGGUGGCCACGAGGGAAUGUUGGCCUCAGCCCUGCCUUUGGUUGCCACCAACAGAACUUGGCCCCCAGAGCUGCCAAAGCAGCCCUAUGACAUAACCCUUGGAAAUGACCACGUGCCAGCGAGGGGAUUUUGCCCUCAGCCAUGGCCAGGUGCCGCCCCUACAGCUUCCUUUUUUCCCUGAACCCCCCAGAGCAAAUUGACAGAGGAGCCAACAGCAGCUGGGGUGUGCCAGAUGUACUUUACGAUCCUCAAGACUUGAACAAUUUUUUGCCUAGAUCCAGAACGGUGUGGGAGCCCGCGCCGAGCACCGACCCCGCCCAGCCCGAGGGUUGCCCGGGGCCACCCGGGGACCUGCUGCAGCAGUGCCUGCGAGCCGCGGGCAUCACGGAGCAGCUGCUGGAGGCCGAGGCCAGGCGGGACCGGGGCAGCUCCCAGCCCCCGGUGGCCUCCCCCAGCGCCCAGCCCUCCGUGCAGCACCCGGGGCCGCUCCCCAGCCUCCCGCUGGCCGUGGGGCCAGCCCAGCUCGGGGGACAGCCGGUGACAGCCACCGCCCUGCCGGUGCCGCAGCUGCUGGUCCUGCAGCAGGUGCCGCAGAGGAUCAUCCUGCAGGUGAAGCAGCCGGGCCCCACCACCCUGGCCCUGCUGCCCAGCCCAGCCCCCUGUGUCCUGGGGAGCGGCCAGGGCCCGGGGCCACCAGCCCACAAAGCCAGUGGCCACCCCCAUCCCGGCAGCCUGUCGCCCCGCGGGCAGCAGCGCCCCGCAGCAGCGGCACCCCAGCACGGCGGCAUCCCCACGGGCAAGGCUGUGGGAGUCGAGCUGUGGCACGGGGAAAGCUUCUGGGGCCUGCAGCCGCACUGGGGGAAACUGGACUCGUUCGUUUCUUACUUUUAGUAAAACUCUUGGAGGAA
Molecule: messenger RNA, 975 nt
Organism: Ficedula albicollis (Collared flycatcher)
Lineage: Eukaryota; Metazoa; Chordata; Aves; Passeriformes; Muscicapidae
Product: classical arabinogalactan protein 9-like
Exons: 5
Coding region: 209-958 (249 amino acids)
Source: RefSeq, a predicted model, not a curated record